CGCAGCGGGCUCCAGGGUUUGCGGCUCAAAGCGGAAAAUAACUGGAAUACUAAAAUAUUCCCUUGUGUCUGCCCAGAGAAGGAAUAAAGCAUAUUUCUAUUGACGCGGACCUUAUUGAAUAUCUUUAAGAGAAUCUGGUGUCGUGGGAACCAUUUGAAUGCCCAGCACACAAUUAACACGCAUAUCAUCAUGAACAGGAAUAAGCGUGAGAAAGAGUAUUACAGUAUAGAUGUCGGAGAUUCCACAUUCACCGUUCUGAAGCGCUACCAGAAUUUAAGACCUAUCGGCUCUGGAGCACAAGGCAUCGUCUGCUCGGCAUAUGACCACAUCUUGGAGAGAAAUGUCGCUAUUAAGAAACUCAGUCGACCCUUUCAGAACCAGACCCAUGCCAAACGGGCGUACAGAGAGCUGGUGCUCAUGAAGUGCGUCAACCACAAGAACAUCAUUGGACUCCUAAAUGUAUUCACACCUCAGAAAACACUUGAAGAGUUUCAAGACGUUUACCUGGUCAUGGAGCUAAUGGAUGCUAACCUGUGCCAGGUGAUUCAGAUGGAGCUGGACCACGAGCGACUCUCCUAUCUGCUUUACCAGAUGCUCUGUGGCAUCAAACAUCUACAUGCAGCUGGCAUUAUACACAGGGACCUGAAGCCAAGCAACAUUGUGGUGAAGUCAGACUGCACGUUGAAAAUCCUGGAUUUUGGCUUGGCUCGCACAGCUGCCACUGGGCUCCUCAUGACCCCCUACGUGGUGACCCGUUACUACCGUGCACCAGAGGUCAUACUAGGCAUGGGCUACCAGGCCAAUGUUGAUGUCUGGUCUGUUGGCUGCAUCAUGGCCGAAAUGGUCAGAGGCAGUGUGCUGUUUCCAGGCACUGAUCAUAUUGACCAGUGGAAUAAGGUGAUCGAGCAGCUGGGCACGCCGUCUCAGGAGUUCAUGAUGAAGCUGAACCAGUCUGUAAGGACCUACGUGGAGAACAGACCCCGAUACGCAGGGUACAGUUUUGAGAAGCUUUUCCCAGAUGUUCUCUUCCCUGCCGACUCUGACCACAACAAGCUCAAAGCGAGUCAGGCUCGAGACCUUCUGUCCAAAAUGCUGGUUAUAGAUGCAUCUAAGCGGAUCUCUGUGGACGAGGCCCUGCAGCAUCCCUACAUCAACGUGUGGUAUGAUCCGAGUGAAGUUGAGGCGCCUCCACCGUUGAUCACAGACAAGCAGCUGGAUGAGAGGGAACACACUGUGGAGGAGUGGAAAGAGCUAAUAUAUAAAGAGGUGCUGGACUGGGAGGAACGCUCGAAAAAUGGCGUAAUCCGCGGACAGCCUGCUUCAGUAGGUGCAGCAGUGACCAGCGGCUCCCAGCAGAACUCCACAUCCUCCUCGUCCUCCAUGUCCUCUGUCCUCGCACUGUCCUCAGAGACAGAAAGCAGCUCGGAGACUUUGUUCUCCUCCUCCUCCACCGGGCCAGUGGGCUGCUGCAGUUGACCAUCACUCCAUCCUUCUCGCCUGUGUGACGUUCCUCCAUUCGUUUUCAGACUGACGCGUUUCUUUUCGGUCAGGGGAAAAAGUCAGAGUAAGGUGGGAGUUUUUAAAAGGCACCUUAAGAAGCUUUUACACCAAACCAGCGUUACUUUGGUCGCUUUUCUUUUUUUGGGGAUGGGGGGUGGGGGGACUCAAUUUAGUGUCAGACUGAAACUACCGCUGCAUCUCCUCAAUGCCAUUUUGAUCAUUUGUAACGGUUGUAUGAUAAAUUUAUAUUUGGAGAGGCUUUGAAUUUCAAGAUUGCUGUGAGCCAAGUCGAUCGCAGUUUAGCAGAAUGGCACAUUGUGUUAAAGACUCAGCUCUUCAGUUCUGUUACUGUUUUAGAGUUAAAUACAAUGCAUCUUGAAUGAAUUUCCACGAUAUUUGUUUAAUAAGCAAAUAUUACUUUAGAGUCUUUCUCGCAUGACUUAAUGCUGAGAUCAGGUCACAACACAUUUAUUCAGUUCUUUCACUAUUUUACAAAAAAAUAUUUAUAAUAGGCAUUUUAACACUUAUUGUCUACUCAUUUUUUUUUUAUUUUUUUUUUUUUGGUUGAUUUUGCUACAGUACUUUAUAGACUCAGUACACCAUUUUGUUUCACAUAUGUUUCUGUAUGUGAUCCAUACUGUACAGGUAUUGAUGUUAAAAUCUAAAAGAAAGUAAAGGGUAAAUUUAAAAGUUAUAUUAUUAUUAUUAUUAUUAUUAUUAUUAUUAUUAUUAUUUUGGUCUUUAGUGCUUUGUACAGCUUGGCCCUGGAAUGUUGCAAGGCCCUUUUAAGGUGAACAGUUGUUGUGGACAUGGAACAUUUGUAAACCCCUAUUUACAAUAUAGGUCAUGUCUCUAAAUGGCACAGUGCAUUCUGGGUAUUCUGGGUAAUGUGUCACCUGGACACUAUCUAUUGCAGUGCAUUAUAGGACUUUGUGAGUGUGCUGGUUAUUUUCCAGUAAGCAUUUGAUUAUGACUCGAAAUACAGGAAAUACAUUGGCGUGAUUGCAGUGGAAUGUAUGAAUAGCAGUAUAGAUAAAGUAAGUUAUGAUUUAAAAUUAUUUAAGAAUAUAGUGAUGUUAGAUUGUACUAAAAAGCUGUCUCAGUCAGAUAUUCUGUUGGUAACGCUUUACAUUAAGCAUCCAUUAUGUGAUGUUAUUCAAUACACAUUACUAUGUACAAACCGUAAACUUCAGCAUUAAUAAUCCAUGAGUAACAUUAAAAAAACAAAAAGUAUUAACACUUGUAUUGAUCGAUGCUAUUUAAAAAUAAUAAUAAUAAACCCGAUAUUCAGCACCUCCAUUAACCAAUGUUCAUACUGGUAAGAUAAAGCCUACAGUGAUGUGAGCAACAUGAACAUCAUCUUAAAGAACAUGUGGUUGUUAACUGGGAAAUUCAGGAAAGAAAGUUGUAAUGUUUACACCCAAACACCAGAAUUCAGUAAGUUAUAAACAUGUAAUAACCUGCUGUAAUUGCUAACAUUAUGCUGAAGUUUAUGGUUUGUUAAUGUUGAAUAAAGCUGUAAAUAAUGUUCGUUAAGGGAACCUUAAUGAAAAGUGUUACCUUACUAUUAUUAUAUAAUUUUUGUAAAGGUGAAAUGGUUUUUAUGUUUUUAUAGAAUUCAGCACAACUCGCUAACCUUGAAUAACCAGCUUUUAUUGCUCUUUCAGUAACUACAUCCCAGAUUAAUGUAAUCGGUAGAUCUGUGACUAGACUUGUAUGCCUGCCUGUUGAUGCAAUGCAAACAAAACAAGUCAGUGCUAAAUCCUAAACCUGUAUGCAAUAGCCGUUUCCUUUUGGAGUCAUUUUCAUGUUCCGUAUGAAAGUGCCUGUGUCAAUUGUUUGCAUAUAACUCCUAAAAAGUCAUAUUUCUUGGAAAUUCCAGAGCAGAUCACAGUGCGUAUGAUGUAUGGAGUGUCUACUUUUUUUUUUUUAAUUGGUCUGAUCGAUUCAAAGACUGUUGGAGUGAUGGCGUGUCAUGCGUACCAUGAUUAACGUGACAGCCUUUGAUUUUGGUAGAAUAGAUUUUAGCAGGAUGUAGAAAAGUAGUUGAAUUGUAAAUGUUCGUGAAUGACAGUUAUACAUUCUUUGGAGCUGAAAGUUUGAAGAAAAGCUGAUGUUCAUGUGGUGGUGAUGGUCUUUGACAUGGUGUUCUAGCAUGUAAAACGUCACGUUAUUGAGGGUUUAUGUACGUAUGUAAGCAGAUAAUACAGAAUGGCCCGGCCAACAAAUUUUUAUGACUCUUGAAUCUUCGUACGUCACAGGGUUCUACACAUUUGCAGAUAGCUUUUCGUUCGUCGUUGUGUUUUUUGUUCUAAGUGCUCUUAUAUUUCUUUGGCCUUCUUUCUGAAGGCAGCAUUUGAUGAAUUUUUUUGAUGGGAUUUCAUCUUUUUAUGAAUUUGCUUUUCUUUUACUUCUUCGAAUGUGAUGGCGCAAUUACAAUACUAUCACAUUACAAUGACAUUAUAAUUCUAAUUAAAGUACACAUUGAUCAACUACCUCACUCCAAAUUUCUACAACGUCUUGGAUAUUUAGCUGCCCAUUAGGUGUCCAGGAUGUGUUAAUACAAAUUCCAUUAUUUAUUUAUUUGAAAGUUUGUCAAUAGUAGAAAACGUCUAGUUUUGUACAGUAUGUAUAUUUCACGUAGAAGUAAAAGGACUGUAAUGUAAAUUUUUGUUGUUCUUUUUUUUUCUUUUUUUUUCCUUUUUUUUUUCUUUUUUUUAAAAAAAAAAAAACAGUUCAUGUGCAAUACCCUCUGCUCUGUUUGCGUAGUGUAAGUGUAUCUAGCUACAGUAUGUUAGCUGUAUGUUCCCAAAGGUAGAGAAAUGUUAGGUACUGUCAAUUCAGUUCAGUUUAAUUCAGCUAAAAUAAAAUGCUAAAUUCAUGAAUUUAGAUCUUUAUUUUUUAAUUUAGUUAUCUGUGACUCAGAGUUAAUUUGUGUCACAACAAAAAGAUGAUGAUCUGGAACUAGACAGAGGUGUAUGAUUUACAUGGCCAAUGGAUCAUUCUAGUAAGGCUGAAAGAAAAAAGAAAAAAAAAAAAUCCCUAAAAGCCUACUUGCGUAAGCUGGUCUAUAAUAUUUGCUAGCAAUACUGGCAAUGCAAAAUCCUUACCCUGUGUGCUCCUUCCUGCAUACAGACUAUCAGAAGUGCACUACUAGAAUAAAUGCACUGGGAUCUCACCAAGCCAAUGUUUAAACAUUACUGCAAAUAAAUACUUCUGUUGGAA
Messenger RNA from Ictalurus furcatus (blue catfish), 4725 nucleotides. RefSeq names its product mitogen-activated protein kinase 8b (gene mapk8b). Lineage: Eukaryota; Metazoa; Chordata; Actinopteri; Siluriformes; Ictaluridae. Gene Ontology annotation, molecular function: ATP binding; JUN kinase activity. The record is from RefSeq and is a predicted model, not a curated record. The transcript is spliced from 12 exons. Gene Ontology annotation, biological process: protein phosphorylation; JNK cascade. Bases 190 to 1476 code for a protein of 428 amino acids. Gene Ontology annotation, cellular component: cytoplasm; nucleus.